Thyridium curvatum is the source of this 510-nucleotide messenger RNA. RefSeq lists its product as uncharacterized. The coding region runs from base 1 to 510 and encodes 169 amino acids. The record is from RefSeq and is a predicted model, not a curated record. NCBI's taxonomy places the organism in Eukaryota, Fungi, Ascomycota, Sordariomycetes, Thyridiales, Thyridiaceae. The transcript has 2 exons.
AUGAAACGAAACAAUGAUAUCGCAGCGACCGCCGCAGAAGCGAUGAUGCGUGUGAAUGCAGCUGCUCCAGCACCGCCCCCCACCGUGGCUCAAGCUGCAGGUGCAAAUCCUACACAAAGGUUCAACGCCAUGGACAUCGGAUACUUUGAUGCAGGUCUUCCGAAUGAAUACGGUACGGGCGACAUUGUUCAAAGUGGCAAGGACACAUACUUCCGUGAUGUCCCUUUGUUCAUGAGCUCAUUCACCGAAAUACGAUCAGAGGAAGUCGUCCGACGAAUUCUGGACGGGGAGGACGAUCUCGUCGCGGUAUCGCGGUCGCGGCUGUAUCUAUCGACGACAAUGGCGUGGGCCUGGGCCGCGGACCAGAUCAAUCUGUUGGAAGCCGAAGGUUUUGAAGCCUUCGAAGAAUACAUAAGCGAAGGAGAGGAGACCGAACAAAUUGACAACAUUGACAUCUAUCCUCGUGCAUCUGAAACUUCUGACAAAAUGCGGCAAGAUCUUCGGCGCUGA